AGUAAAUAUCAAUUUUCACACUAGUAAAUAUCAAUUUUCACUGUACUCACCCUUUUCUUUAUGCUGAUCCAAUCUAUUGAUAGUGGGGGAAUUGAUGGCUCAUUUGUGGAAUCAGAUAUGUGGAAGGAAACUGCCUCAAAAAAACGACCUAGAGCGGAAUCAUGCGCUCCAUCAAGUUCUAAAGCAUGCAGGGAAAAACAACGGAGGGAUAGGCUAAAUGACAAGUUUAUGGAAUUGGGUGCUCUUCUCGAGCCUGGACGACCUCCUAAAACAGACAAGGCUGCCAUCUUGGUUGAUGCAGUUUGUAUGGUAACUCACCUACGAGGUGAAGCCCAGAAGCUAAAAGACUCCAAUUUGAAUCUUCAGGAUAAGAUUAAAGAACUCAAGGCUGAGAAGAACGAUCUUCGUGAUGAGAAGCAAAGGUUAAAGGCUGAGAAGGAGAAGCUAGAGCAACAACUAAAUACCAUGAAUGUCCAACCUGGCUUUCUUCCCGCUCCUCAUGCCAUACCUGCUGCUUUUGCUGCUGCAGGCCAAGCUGGGAGCAACAAGUUGGUGCCCAUCAUCAGUUAUCCCGGAGUUUCCAUGUGGCAAUUCAUGCCACCCGCAGCUGUUGAUACUUCACAGGACCAUGUGCUUCGCCCACCAGUCGCCUAACUUGGUGACCAAAUCCUUUGAUGGUGUAGUUGGCAUUUUGGUCCAACUGUAAAAUUUAUAUUGUCAAUGCUUUUGACUGUCUUAGAUUUUGCUCAACUGUCAGACUUGGAUUUAGCAGAUGAUGGAAGGUACUUGUGGUUCCUAAAUAUCAAUUUAGUCGAUGCUCAUAUUGUUGUGAAGCGUUAAUAAGUUAAUUUUGCACGUGUGUUUUCUAA
Molecule: messenger RNA, 869 nt
Organism: Olea europaea var. sylvestris
Lineage: Eukaryota; Viridiplantae; Streptophyta; Magnoliopsida; Lamiales; Oleaceae
Product: transcription factor ILR3-like
Exons: 4
Coding region: 61-654 (197 amino acids)
Biological process (GO): regulation of DNA-templated transcription; intracellular iron ion homeostasis
Molecular function (GO): DNA-binding transcription factor activity; protein dimerization activity
Source: RefSeq, a predicted model, not a curated record